Ectocarpus sp. CCAP 1310/34 is the source of this 726-nucleotide messenger RNA. The record is from the annotation of a GenBank genome assembly. NCBI's taxonomy places the organism in Eukaryota, Phaeophyceae, Ectocarpales, Ectocarpaceae.
AUGCUCCAAGCGCACAAGUAAUGCANACACGCAUCAAAUUGACGGUUUUGAAGAGCGUAAUCGUACCGCCGCUAGAGUACGCCGGAGAAGUAUGGGAAGGAAAUAAGAAGGUAGUGAAAGAACUCGAGGCGGCGCAGAUGGAAGCAGCGGAAACCAUCGGGUUCAAGGAGAAGAUAUCUGUUGCUUGUGCCGAGAGAGAAGAACAGAAUCUAAAGAAAGAAACCAAAGGUAAGGAGGGUCUAGAAGUGUACGGAAUGUUGAAGGAAGGAAUAGGGUUCAAGGACUACCUACAUGGACCAAUGGAUGCAGGAACAAAGCUUAAGGAAGGAAUAGGGUUCAAGGACUACCUACAUGGACCAACGGAUGCAGGGACAAAGCUUAAGGUCAAAUUUAGGUCCGGGGACAUAGGCCUUCGAGAACGUCGACGAAGACAUAGGACGGUAGACGACGAAGACGACGAGCUCAAAUGUGAUUGCGGCUUCGAAUGCGAAGACCGUGUUCAUGUAGUCGCGGAAUGUCCGUGGUACAAAAAGGAGAGGGAAGUGUACGUGACUGAGCUGGGAAAAAUAGAUGGGACGUACAGGGAGAUGUUUGAGGCAUGGAGUAGAGAGGAAAGGACGGUAGCUGUACUGGGGCAUAGGAAGUGGGUUGAAAGGCGGGAAGGGAUAUGGUGAGGAUAAACAGACUGUAGGGAAGACAUUUUUGAGCCACCUUUGGCAAAGUAGG